This is a messenger RNA of Neodiprion fabricii, 1719 nucleotides long. RefSeq names its product E3 ubiquitin-protein ligase Mdm2-like. The transcript is spliced from 6 exons. The coding region runs from base 417 to 1661 and encodes 414 amino acids. Lineage: Eukaryota; Metazoa; Arthropoda; Insecta; Hymenoptera; Diprionidae. The record is from RefSeq and is a predicted model, not a curated record.
UCGCAGUUGACUGCCUGACGUUACGGUCGGCAGUACUGGAAGUAUAUAUAUUUCGGAAUAAAUCCCUAGUGUUUUCACUAGUCUAUUCCGUUAGACCCGACCAAUAAAAUAAUGGUAUUAAAUUCAACUUUGAACGUCUAGGGAGUGCCGUAAGUGCUUAGACAGUCCGUACUUAGACAUCACGAAAUGUGAAAAUGCAAGCCAGUUCAGCAGCGCCUUAAACGGUGUUAUAUACCCAACGGCCAAUAAACGAAAAUAAAAAGUAUCGAGGUUACUUUCUUUUGUUAAGUCCGUAGAAUUUACCCAUUUAUCUCUGGUUCUGGGUUCAGUAGUUGUUGGCGUUCGACUUUUCUACGAAAUAUUAAAAUACAUGGAAAAACACUUAUAAGCCUUGAUGUACGAAAAACCCCAACGCAAUGAGCUUGGUUAAUCUGUCUGUAAAUACUCAGCCGCCUGGUCUUCUUCGAGGUUCUUGGUUGAAAAGGUGCCCAGAUUCGGAAAAUGAGGACGACAACGGUGAGGGAAUUCCUUCAAAGGUUCCACGUUAUUCGUGGUAUGUUACACUGGAGAGCGAAUCACCACAACCAACCGACGAGGAUGACGAGUCUGUGUAUAGUGUCCAAGAUAAAGAAACAGAUUACGUCACCGACACUUCUGACACUUCAACGCACACUUGGGUCAGUAGCACUGACGGCGGCGAUUUGGCCCUUCAUGUAGAGUACGAAGUUGCCUCACUCUCCGAAGAUCCCAAUCCAUUUGACAACAACACGUCGUCGUCUGACGUAUCUGAUAUCGUGGCUAUGGGUGUACUGACAUUCUGCGACUCUGACCUUGGUUUAGCGGAUGACAGCAACGAUUCCCGAAGCUCGGUUGACAGCGAGAUUGGGACAGCUGACUACUGGACUUGCGUCCAGUGUAAUACAAAGAAUAACAAUCCCUUAUUUCGUUACUGCGAAAAAUGCUAUCAGAUACGAAAAAAUUUUUUUCCCCCACGACCAAAGUGGAGGAAAAGCAGACGUCAACUCCAGUCAUGCAAAGAUAGCCUGAACAAGAAUUUAUCCGAACAAGGGUCGUUCAAGCAGGAAUUAAGCAGUGUAGACUCGGGUCUCGGUUCAAGCCAGGAUGGCAAAUGUUCCCCGAUGCUAGAUGUGGAGUUGGAUGAGACAACGAUACCAAGCAAGACAUGUGUCACAUCAUCAUCAUCAUUGCCAAUGUCACCUUCUAAGCUUGGACAAUCUGGGGAUACGGCUGACUCUGGAUUCAAAAUUGAUCGACCAGCAGCUGUUGAUACCUGCCCUUCCUCGAUUUCCCAGGACAUUUUGAACGAGUCAGAAUACACGACUGGUAGCAUGUUGGUGAACAAUGGUAACAACGAUAGACCUAACGAUGAAACAGUGAAUAGGAAUAUACCAUGGAUGAUGAACCGAGACCCCAAGUAUCGUGAUAAAAUUAUCGUUGAGACGCACUCAACGCUGGGCGAAACAGAGAGUAAGUUGUGCAUUACAUGUACAGCAGCUCCCAAAAACGGUGCAUUUGUUCACGGAGCUGUAACCCACAUUUGUUGUUGUUAUCGUUGCGCAGUGAAAGUGUGGUCUAAGACAAAACGCUGCCCAAUUUGUAAUCGAAAAGUUACCAACGUGCUUAAAGCAUUUUACACUUGAAUACACAUACAGGAGACUGGGAAGAAAACACAGGGAAUAAAAAAAAAAGUACCAGUGA